Molecule: messenger RNA, 2453 nt
Organism: Spirometra erinaceieuropaei
Lineage: Eukaryota; Metazoa; Platyhelminthes; Cestoda; Diphyllobothriidea; Diphyllobothriidae
Source: the annotation of a GenBank genome assembly
AUGUCUCUCCUGCGGAGUUUGUUUGCUGCGGCCGUGAAGGCUCCAUCCUCCGUAUCACGAGUGAGUCUCCCAGGAUUUUUAUUAAGUUGAAGUUAUUUAUGUCACCCCAUGAUUUACCCUACUAAAUUCGCUCACAUUCCGUCGCAACUUCGCUUCGGGAGACUUAAGUCUCCCUUCCCCUCCGACAAUGCUUGAGGAAGUGCUAGGAACUGGAGUUUCCAGCGCCACUUCGGGAGAACUUUCUGGUUUUACUUUUCGUUGUUUCAAAGUAUUUGAGCUGCGUCUCUAUCCGGCGUGUUCUGGAAAUGCGUUCCCUCGCCGAGGCGCCUAGUUGCGCAUUAGCAUUAAGCGGUCGCGAUUUAAGUUUAAAUCCCUUUCUUGUUGCACGUUAUCUUUUACGAUAUCGUGGUCGCUUUUAGUUUGCUUCCGGUUUACGCGCAGAAUAGCCCCGUCCACUCUGGUGGACGCGCGCCGGCGCACAGGUCCGUCUGAUGCUCUUGCUUCUUUGAGUAAUCACUCAAACUGGGCAGCUUCCGGGGUUAUUGGAGGUAGGGGCACUUUUCUUGCGUAAGUAAACGAUGCGUGGCUGUUGUGCCGUCCUCUACUUACGACGUUCCGCUCCUGACGUCCUAAUUUUGUCUUCAACUUCAUCACAUCACGCAUCACAUUGCUGUUAGUAUAUAGCUAUUUAGGUGAUGGAUGACUUCACCAUUUAGUGUCGGCAUUUUUCGUAUAUCUUUCUCGAACUAAACAUUCGCAUUUUAGGUCACCCCGGUCGCUAUCAAUGGAUGUAAACAUCUUUCAACGUCACACAAACUGCUCGCUCAGUCCCCUGAAUUUUCGAGCAUUUUGGAAGAACGAAUCCUUGGGCAGUCUCAGAAAAUUAAUUUAGAGGAGACCGGCCGCGUCUUGAGCAUCGGUGACGGUACAGCACGUGUAUACGGCCUUAAAAACAUCCAAGCUGAAGAGAUGGUAGAAUUUUCGUCCGGACUUAAGGUAUUUUUCAUGUGCUAAUUAAACAACUUCCUAGGGCAUGGCUCUCAACUUGGAACCGGACAACGUUGGUGUUGUCGUUUUUGGUAAUGACAAGUUGAUCAAGGAGGGUGACAUCGUUAAACGUGCUGGAGCCAUCGUUGACGUUCCGGUAGGAGAGGAGCUGCUUGGUCGUGUUGUGGAUGCCUUAGGUAAUCCGAUCGACGGCCUCGGUGCCAUAGCCACUAAGGCCCGCAGGAGAGUCGGUACCAAGGCCCCUGGCAUCAUACCGCGAACAUCAGUCAAGGAGCCUAUGCAGACCGGUAUGAAGGCCGUUGACAGCCUUGUUCCCAUCGGUCGCGGUCAGCGAGAGCUCAUCAUUGGUGAUCGUCAGACGGGAAAAACCGCCAUCGCCAUCGACACCAUUAUCAACCAAAAGCGCUUCAACGAAGGAGCCGACGAAAAGAAGAAACUUUAUUGCAUUUACGUUGCGAUCGGCCAGAAGAGGUCUACCGUUGCUCAGCUUGUAAAGAGGCUGACCGUUGCGGGUGCCAUGAAGUACACAAUCGUCGUUUCGGCGACUGCCUCUGACGCAGCGCCCCUUCAGUAUCUCGCGCCUUACUCUGGCUGUGCCAUGGGCGAGUACUUUCGCGACAACGGGAAGCACGCCCUCAUAAUCUACGACGACCUUUCCAAGCAGGCUGUUGCCUACCGUCAGAUGUCGUUGCUUCUGCGUCGCCCCCCAGGCCGAGAAGCGUACCCUGGUGAUGUCUUCUAUUUGCAUUCUCGCCUGUUAGAGCGUGCUGCCAAAAUGAACGACAGUUAUGGUGGUGGCUCACUUACCGCACUUCCGGUUAUCGAGACUCAGGUAUGUUUGGACGUUUUCGAAUUCACACUUCUUAGGCUGGUGAUGUGUCCGCAUACAUCCCUACCAAUGUGAUUUCUAUCACCGACGGACAAAUCUUUUUGGAGAGUGAACUGUUCUACAAGGGCAUCCGUCCGGCGAUUAACGUCGGUUUGUCUGUUAGCCGAGUCGGCUCUGCCGCUCAGACCAAGGCCAUGAAGCAGGUUGCCGGCCGUAUGAAGUUAGAGCUCGCUCAGUACCGGGAAGUUGCCGCCUUCGCUCAGUUCGGCUCCGACUUGGAUGCCAGCACACAAGCGCUCCUGAACCGUGGCGUUCGCCUGACCGAACUUUUGAAACAAAAUCAAUAUGGUAAGGUCUAAAACUUGGUGUAAUAUUUUCUCUAGUCCCUAUGUCCAUUGAGGAGCAAGUUGUCGUUAUCUACUCUGGCGUACGCGGUCAUCUUGACAAAAUGGACCCUGCCAAGAUCACAAAGUUCGAAAGCGAUUUCCUGAAGUACUUCUUGGCGAACCAUCAGGAUAUCUUGAAGACGCUCCGCGAAGUCGGCGAAAUCUCUCCCGAACUUGACGCCAAACUAAAGAAGAUUGUCACCGACUUCUUGGGUGGAUACCAGGCCUAA